Scaptodrosophila lebanonensis is the source of this 841-nucleotide messenger RNA. RefSeq lists its product as uncharacterized. Gene Ontology annotation, molecular function: DNA binding. The coding region runs from base 20 to 634 and encodes 204 amino acids. The transcript is spliced from 2 exons. NCBI's taxonomy places the organism in Eukaryota, Metazoa, Arthropoda, Insecta, Diptera, Drosophilidae. The record is from RefSeq and is a predicted model, not a curated record.
AUUGAAAAGAAAAAAUAGAAUGGAAAAAUCUGCAUUCAUAGUCAAAGUGCUCGAGAACCAGGAGCCCUGGGAGUUGCAGAUGCCGCUGGUGGCGCGCAGGAGCAUUCCCAAAAAUCCCUGGCAAGCUGUUGCAGACAUCGUGGGCUUUGAGAUGUAUUAUUCGCGCUUCUUUCAGCCCCUUGAGGUACCUAAAUCCAUUGUGCAAUCGGAACAGUCGGUUAAGAUUGAACCGCCGCCAGAUAAAACUGGCAACUACAUUAUCGUGGAUGACGUCAGUGAAGUCGCUUCAGCCUUUGAGGUUAUGGAUGGGAAAUUUCAACAUAGUUUCUUGCCACAAAUAGAGGCCUUGGGCCGGGCAGAAAUAUCGAAAUAUCGCAUCGAGGAGAACGAGCUGGCCCUGCCAGCGGAAGAUGCUUCACUGUUUAAGGAGGAUGAACAUCCAAUGGAUAAUGAAGACUUCACCUUUUUGGUGGGUCUGUAUCCUGACAUCAAGGCACUUUCUGGCCUGAGCAGACUAGAAUUCCGCUUCGGGGUUUGCCGUCUCUUGCAUGAGGUAACGCACCGCCGUACCUCGGGAUCGGAUUCCACAUCCAGUGUCUAUUCAGGGGCUGCUCUGUUCGAGGAGGAAACCUAGCCUUCGAACGAUUAACAAACAGAAUGCAGAACACACACACAUACAUAAAUCACACACGAACCUACAGCAAUACAGGCCUGCGGUCUAUACAGCAAGAACCCCACAUAGAUUUCAGAGAAAUCACAUAAAUAGCAGCUAGCCAUUUAUCCAGUUGACUCUAACCAGUCAAUAGGAAUUCGGGCUCAACUCUAGCACCUUCUAUUAAAU